Messenger RNA from Debaryomyces fabryi, 2388 nucleotides. RefSeq lists its product as uncharacterized. The transcript has a single exon. Gene Ontology annotation, cellular component: cytoplasm. NCBI's taxonomy places the organism in Eukaryota, Fungi, Ascomycota, Pichiomycetes, Serinales, Debaryomycetaceae. The record is from RefSeq and is a predicted model, not a curated record. Gene Ontology annotation, molecular function: guanyl-nucleotide exchange factor activity. Gene Ontology annotation, biological process: regulation of GTPase activity. The coding region runs from base 1 to 2388 and encodes 795 amino acids.
AUGUAUUCUAGCAGAAGCAACUCUUCUGUUGAAACACUAAACCCAUUCAUUAAAGCUCCAACAAAGUUCGAUAUAAUACGGAAUAGUUCUCAUCCGCAUCUUCCUAGAACUAGAUCAGAACCAAUUUCUAAUAUUGAGAAGCUAAGUAUGAUUGACAUUGUCAAAGAUGCAAAGACAGAACUGUUAGGAUCAUCCAGUAUAUCAAAGUUUUCACUGGACGGUGAUUGUGAGUUUUCGCAAGUUCCAAAAUUUCAUGAAAAAAGUACAAAUAUAGAUAAUAUUCAGGUUAAAAAAAGAGUUCGAAAUAAAGUUUUAAAUCUUCAUAAUACUACAACAUUAACCAAUUCUAAAUCACCUUUUACAUUUCCGAAAGAUGCUUUUUGGAUAAUGGAAGACAAAAAUCGAAGAGUUGAAUUAAACGAAGUAAACAAAUUUUGGGUUGCAGACUCGCAUACAGACGAGAGAAAUUCUUUAACAAGACUUCUGGAAGACUCCGAUUACAGCAGGAAUGAACAGGUUUUAUCGCCCCAAGAGAGUACAUACGCACUAACCACUUCAGAUUAUAUUUCACCUAUACCUGUAUUGGCAUUUUCUCCUCAAGACAAGCCAAAUAAUACCCAGAAAUAUAAGUUGCAAAAAGUAUUAGAAGAGUUGCUUGAGAGUGAGGAGAAUUACGUUGUUUCUUUAACUUUGCUACUCAAUUACUAUUUAGAACCCUUAGUUAGCGACAACAGCUAUAGAUGUGGGUUACCAUUAAUUAUUAUUAAGAAUCUUUUAUCUAUAUUAAUAGAAAGUCACACGAAUAUGUUACAACAAUUGAGAUCAUUAUAUCCUCGAAGUCAUGACAGUGAAAACUCAAUAGUCUAUAUUGCUACAGAAGUUGCAAAGAAUAUAUUUGACAUUGGAAUUAAUGUUCCCAUAUAUGAAGAAUAUUGCAAUGUUUAUGAAAGUGUGUUGAAAAUAAUGAAGGAUUCUAAGUAUAUGAAUUCUAAAUACAAGAAAGAGUCCAACCAAGCAUGGGUUAAAGGCUGGAAAAACUACUUAGAAGCAACACAACCCAUCUCUAAAAGGAUGGAUUUGUCUUUCAUGUCAUUAGUGCAAAAACCCAUUUCUAGAGUCGCCAAGUAUAGACUAAUUAUUGAAUCAUUAUUGAAAUACAGCGGAACAAACAGUUCCAUUUAUAUGUACUGCAACUUAGUUAAAUCCAAGCUAAGUGACUUGAAUGAUAAUUCAAGAGGAUUUAUAAUGAAUGACAACAGCAAUAGAAUUAAUAAUUUAUUGAACUUUGAUGGUACUUCCUUUGGGAUUGGGUUAUCACUGGAGUUCUUUGGCAGAUGCUUGUUGAUCGGAUCAUUAACAGUAGUUUGGGUCGAAAAUGAUAAUGAAAAGUCAGGCACAAUGGGAGUAUUCUUAUAUAAAAGUCAUCUCAUCAUGAGCGAUAUUUCCAUUAGGAAGAAUGUGAAAAAUGUUAUUAAAUUCAUCAUACCUUUGUCUGUUUGCAACCUUUUCAGCGACCCCAAAGAGUGUGAUGGAGGUCUUUACUCAAAAUACCCACAUACUAUGAAGGUAUUAUUUGAGCAUCAGUUUUGCCAGUACGAAAUUUUGAUAAUUUCCAUUAAUAAGACAGAACAAGAGAUAUGGCGCGAUAAUCUCGAUACAUUAAUCAAUCAUGUCAAUGGGCCUUUUAAAUUGGGUUAUACUUCCACAGAUGGCGCCAAAUUAAUAAUAUUGUAUCCAGAAUGCAUAAUUCCAUACGAUGUUUCACUCUUAAAAGUAUCAACCUAUCGGAAGUUCAAAGAUUAUUGUUACUUUAAAACUCCUAUAUCUUUAAACGUCAUGAUUGAAUUCCCUAUCUCCCAAGAAACUAAGCAAAACAAAUAUGUUCUAAUCGAAGAAGGAAAUCAGCCUAUGUUUUAUCCUCAAGCAUAUUCGCAUACAAUUUUGAUAGUAAUCACUAAAAUAGAACGAGCUACCGCAGAGUUGAACUUAGCAUCUAUGUGGAGUAAAGAAUUACCUUUAAUAUUUCCCAAAAUUCAAGGAAAUAAGAAUAAGCCAACGAUAAAAAAAAGCUCCAGUUGGUCCCUGUUAAAAAUGGGCAUGGGGUCCUUUCGCGGACUAAGGACUUCUCAUAGCUUCAGUGAGGGUAUCAAUUCAUUAAGAUUACAGACUCAAGAUAAUAUAGAACAAAGCCAUGAAGAAUUUUCAAAGCUUGUACAAGACUCAAGAAAAUUGAAAGCUGCAGUGACAAUCGAGACAGACAAAACCACUUGUGAUACCCCCGACUCGGAAAUUAAGCGAAUUAAUUCAAAAUCAUAUAAGUUUAAGAAUGCAGUUCUAGGAUUGUUUCAAAUCUCCAGGUCUAGCUCGAUAAAGAUGACUACAGAUUGA